AUGGGUUGGGCGAGUGGGGACGAGAGGCUGAGCAGUCUCAACAUGAUCCUCAUAUUGAUAGGCGUCUUCGGGUUUGCCGCGGGUUCGCAAUGCCGCUUACUGGAUCUCGAUGAAGGUGAUGGGUGUAAAUCUUUCAACGGCGCUUGGGGCAUUUGCAAGCUAGCAAAAAAUUGCCAGACCCUCGGAAACAUCAGUAGUGUUUUACACCCUAGAUGUAACUUCAAAGGUGAUGAAUUGAUCGUCUGCUGUCCCGACAACAUAAUAACAACAACAACAACAACAACAACGACAAAUUCGAUAAAAUCAGUUGAAGAUAAGAUGAGAAUGGGGAGAAUUAUUAAAGAAGGGAUUAAGCGAUUUUGUAAGAAGCAGAAUAAUGAAGCUAGAAAAAUAUAUGGUGGUACAGAGUCUGCACCUAUGACACAUCCAUAUAUGGUUUUGAUCGGUUAUGGUCCAACGAAGAGAGACUGGGGAUGUGGUGGGUCUCUCAUUACAGAAAGAUAUGUUUUGAGUGCAGCCCAUUGUUCUCAUCUUCCAAACUUAGGUAAUGCCACAUUGGCUAGAUUGGGGGAUUUGGACUACAAUUCCACUGCAGACGACGUCCAUAUACUUGAAAGGAAUAUAGUCAAAAGAACCACAUACCCAAAGUACAAAAAAAGUAAGAAAAAUCAUGACAUAGCCCUCUUCGAAUUGGAUAGUAAUGUCGAUUUCAGUACUUAUAUACGUCCGAUAUGUCUGCAUACUGAGCCACUCAUAGACUCAACGUCCGCUACUGUCAUUGGUUAUGGACUUAUUAGAAAUGGAUCCUUUAGCACGAAGCUGCUAGAAGCAAACAUACAAAUCUACAAUGACAGGAAAUGUAAAAGUCUAGUGUUGAAUACGAUUGACACUGAGCUAAAUCAUCGUCAUGAAACAGAUCAGAUGUUUUGCGCUGGAAUGCCAGACGGAAGCAAGGAUGCCUGCCAAGGAGAUUCUGGAGGCCCAUUGCUUUUCUAUGAUAAUGUUCUGAAGAUCAGAACUCAAAUAGGGAUAACAUCCUUUGGUAAGGGAUGCGGAAAUCCAGACUCACCCGGGGUGUACACCAGGGUCUCGAAUUACAUAUCCUGGAUAAAUAAUGUGACUUCUGAAGUCUAG
Messenger RNA from Nezara viridula (southern green stink bug), 1134 nucleotides. NCBI's taxonomy places the organism in Eukaryota, Metazoa, Arthropoda, Insecta, Hemiptera, Pentatomidae. The record is from the annotation of a GenBank genome assembly.